AUGCCUCACACACCGUUCUCAAACGCCUCGUCAGCCGAAAUCGAUCUCAUCGGCACGCUCGCAGCAUCCCUGAUGACUAUUUCUGCGCCAUUAAUUAUGUCCGGGGUGAGAGCCUACAAGCCACAAACCGUUGCGUGCGGAGUUGGCCUGCUGUGUGGCAUAGCCAGUAUCCUGGCUAGUUUUGGGCAACGUCUGUGGCAUUUUCAACUAUCACAAGGGUUUCUGCUUGGAAUCGCGACUGGAAUGACGCUGAUGCCUUCCCUCAUCAUACCUCCGACCUGGUUCGAUCAUAGGCGAGGUUUAGCAAUGGGUAUUGUGUCGGCCGGCACAGGUAUCGGCGGUCUCGUAUGGGUCCCUGCUAUCACUGCGGCCGUUGAUCACAUGGGCUUUCGCAACACUCUCCGGAUGACUGGAGCACUUGGGGCAGCACUGCUUUGCUUUUCAGGACUAUUCUUGGACUGGGAAGAGUCCUUUGCGCAAAAUCUGCAAAACCAAGUUAAGGAAACAUCGGCCUGGACCAGGCUCUUCUCGAUUCCACGUCCCAGCAAGGACAUCGUGAUGCAACGAAAGUUUCUGGCUCAGGCUCUCUGCACCGUAUUCCAAAGCGCGGCUUACUAUACUCCUGUGUUUUUCACUGUUGCAUAUGCCCAAAGCUUGGGCUACUCGAAUCAACAAGGAGCCAACCUCACAGCGGUAAGCAAUGCUUGCAACGCCAUAGGCAAAAUUAGUGCUGGUUUUGCCGCAGAUAGAAUUGGCAAGUCCAAUGCUUUCUUCAUAACUACGCUUCUUAGUGCCAUUGCAAGUCUCGGACUCUGGUUGCCAAGCUCUCUUCUUGGAACCGUGCGUGAAGAAUUAGCAAAAAACAUCUUCAUCGGGUUUACGGUACUUUACGGGCUCUCUGCAAGCGCCUUCAUCAGCCUCUUUUCGCCAGUCUUGGCUGAGACUUUUGGGAUCACCGAAUUGCCUCGGAUAUCAGGAGUCAUGUAUAUGCUACAAGGUCUGUCGGCUCUCGUUGGAACACCGGUUGCUGGCCUUCUCAUAAGCUCAAACGGAUCCAGGACGACAUCGGAUAACUAUCUUGGGAUGACAGUACUUGUGGGAGGUCUAAUGUCAGCAGCAACUCUCGCGGUCCUUUGGUUGAGACUGGAGACUUCAGUUGGCAGGGUAAAAUCAGACGGAGUUUGA
This is a messenger RNA of Boeremia exigua, 1185 nucleotides long. RefSeq names its product major facilitator superfamily domain-containing protein. The record is from RefSeq and is a predicted model, not a curated record. Gene Ontology annotation, cellular component: fungal-type vacuole membrane. NCBI's taxonomy places the organism in Eukaryota, Fungi, Ascomycota, Dothideomycetes, Pleosporales, Didymellaceae. The transcript has a single exon. Bases 1 to 1185 code for a protein of 394 amino acids. Gene Ontology annotation, biological process: transmembrane transport. Gene Ontology annotation, molecular function: transmembrane transporter activity.